Gastrolobium bilobum is the source of this 1186-nucleotide messenger RNA. RefSeq lists its product as uncharacterized. NCBI's taxonomy places the organism in Eukaryota, Viridiplantae, Streptophyta, Magnoliopsida, Fabales, Fabaceae. The record is from RefSeq and is a predicted model, not a curated record. Bases 155 to 1015 code for a protein of 286 amino acids. The transcript is spliced from 4 exons.
UCUCCUUGAUCAUAGCAUAAUCUCAAUAAUCUUGUCUUUUCGAAUUCAUGAACCCGAAUGUGUGGAUGAUAAAACCAACCAGUGUUGUUUUUCACUUUCACUUGCAGUUCUAGUUCUAGCAGAACAGAGAGGUUAGCAUAGACAUAGUACGAUAAUGUUUCGUGGCAGAGGAGGCAUGGGGCGUGGACGAGGCACGCUUACUGUUGCUGGUAGAACUAUGACAAGGACAAGGACAAGGGUUGAUGUUGGUGUUGGUGGCAGAGGCUGUGACAGUGGGAAACAAAACCCUUUCUCAUCCUCCAUUGUUUCUUCUAGGCAUACCCUCUCACCCAUAUCAUUAAACUCUUCUUCAUUGUCUUCUUCUACUGAUAACAAUCCCUUGUCUGGGUUAUCAAUUUCUGACUGGGUUUCUGUUCCUUCUGAGAAUGAGGUUGAAGAUGCUGUCUCUACCCUACAACAGGUGUUUGGAAAUGAAUUAGAUUGUGUCCGAAUUUCUGAUUUAGUCAACCAAGUUUCUUCGGAUGUAUCAGAGACAGACUGGACAGAACCAUCUUUGUUUACUUAUAAUUCAAGAGUGCUACAAUUUAAUGGAUCUGAUAGAGUUUAUUAUGCGAUUCAUUUAUUGCAGACUGAUCCAUCCGUUCAGAGAAUUGUCAAAUCAUUAUCUUCUGACAAAGCUGUUUGGGAUGCUAUUCUGAACAAUGAAGUUGUACGGGAACUUAGGGAGUCAAUAUCUGCAGAUGAAGUGCAUGUUCUUCCAGAUGGGACUGCUCACAGUGACUCCCUUACUACAAGAAAUGUGGGGUCGAUGUUUGUUACUGUCAAAGCCAAAUUCAUGGAAGUAAUUGAGAAAAUUACCAAGAUUGUGAACCAGUUGUUUCAACAUACUUAUCAGAAGAUAGGUGGAGGUGGAAAUGGCUCUGACUCUGAUAACCUCAAAGAGAAGCUGAAAGCUUGUUUAAUGCUUACCAUUAUGGUCCUGUUGGUUGCCAUGGUGAACCGUGCCAAUAGCUAGGGCAUGACAGAAUUUGCCUACAUAACAAGAAUUCUCUUCGACUCUCGGAAGAUUAAUUUGUACUGCAAAACUUAUGGAUGCUUUGUUUUUUGUCGUUUUGCUUCUUCUUAGACAAAGAAAUUUAUGAUUAAGCUAUCAUAUGGUGGAUGAGUUUUGGAUGCUUUGUUUUAU